AGACAAAUCUGGCAACUAGCUGUUUUUCUUUUCCUAGGUUUGACGGGUUAGUUUUAUGUCGGAUUUCUAAAACCAACUCAAAGAGAACGCCAAGAAAUUUCACCAGAAACAUAUAAAUCAGCGGUGCAUGAUGUAACAUGAUUUCCAUUUUGGUCAUGUUAGUCGGUGUUGCCUUGUUUGAACCAGUUUCAUCAGCCUGUCGAGAAAAAGAAUACCCAACCAGCGACGGACAGUGUUGCCCGAUGUGCCAAGAAGGAACCGUGGUUGGCAGGGACUGCACGGCUGAGUCAGGAACACACUGCGUCCCCUGUCAGACGGGAACCUACAUGAACCAACAAAACGGACUGAAGAGGUGUCUCUCCUGCUCCACCUGUGGCCGAGAGCUUGGUCUCUUCGCGAAGCAGAAGUGUACAUCAACAUCGGAUACGGUUUGUGAUGUUCUAAGUGGGUUUUUCUGCAAAAGUUUAAUCGAUGGUACAGGAUGCAGCACAGCAGAGAAGCAUUCAGUCUGUAAGCCUGGAGAGAGAAUAAAGCAGCCUGGAACCAGCAGACAUGAUACAGUGUGUGAAGCUUGUCAGCCAGGCUCCUUUUCCCCAGAUGGAGUGACCUGCACUCUGUGGACAAAAUGCUCUGAAAACCAAAUCAAGGUCCAAGACGGAAGCUUAACAGCCGAUGUUGUCUGCAGCAAUGGAUCAAGACACAGAUAUUUUCUGUCGCUGCCAGUGGUUUGCUUCUUAAUAGUGUGCUUCUUAAUACCUCUGCUUUCCAGAGGUUUUGUAGUGAUUUGAAUAACAGUUUAACUGUUUGUUAACCAUUAAAACUUCUGCCUGUUAAAAGAAGGUAGUUAUAUAUGUUCAAAAAUAAGUAGUAAUCGUUACAUUUACUUGAAUAACCUUUUGGGAAAAGAGGCACAAAAAAGACUAUUUUUACUGCACU
This is a messenger RNA of Poecilia latipinna (sailfin molly), 936 nucleotides long. Its product is annotated as tumor necrosis factor receptor superfamily member 14-like. The coding region runs from base 138 to 788 and encodes 216 amino acids. The record is from RefSeq and is a predicted model, not a curated record. Gene Ontology annotation, cellular component: external side of plasma membrane. Gene Ontology annotation, molecular function: protein binding. Lineage: Eukaryota; Metazoa; Chordata; Actinopteri; Cyprinodontiformes; Poeciliidae. Gene Ontology annotation, biological process: defense response to Gram-negative bacterium; positive regulation of T cell migration; positive regulation of peptidyl-tyrosine phosphorylation. The transcript has 6 exons.